Haplochromis burtoni (Burton's mouthbrooder) is the source of this 3211-nucleotide messenger RNA. RefSeq lists its product as uncharacterized. The record is from RefSeq and is a predicted model, not a curated record. The coding region runs from base 902 to 2476 and encodes 524 amino acids. Lineage: Eukaryota; Metazoa; Chordata; Actinopteri; Cichliformes; Cichlidae. The transcript is spliced from 2 exons.
AUGUUAGUGGAAAAUGAUUCUAUGUUUCUUUACCUUCUUUUAAAUGUACAAAGAUGCCUUUUCUCUGCCCUUUGUCUAUGGUUAGAUUAGUUUAGAAUUAUCCUUUUAGACUUUCCCAGCGAAGACAUAUUGUUUUGGGACAUAUUGUUUUAGAUUGUUUUAUCUCUCACAGCUUUCUCCCAGCUCUCUGCUGACGAGACUAGCGCCACAUAUGGAGUUGUUUAUUUUAUCUGUUUAUUAUUUUCUUAUCCUGUUCUCACUGUCUUUCCUAUAAAAAGUGCCAAGCCUCUGUUCACGACGUGAGUUGUUCUCAGCAGCUCACCCGUGUACACGUUUAGCAAAGAAAGUAACUUUGUCUCAUUGUGUCUUUAUUUCUCCUGGGUUUUUUACAGAGUUUUCCCCCAACAUUUCUUGGUCCUUCGAGCCGGAGCGCCUCCAUCGUGUCCCAUCUCCGUGACCAGUCCACGUUGUUCGCCUGUCGACAGCUCACACACCAGGUGUGUGGAAAAAGACCAAGAGCGUUAAAUUCGGGUCUUGGCCAACGUCUUAGAAAGCGACCCACGGUGGUGGGGCCCGAUCGAGGUGGACCAGACCCGGCGACACUGACCAGUGUCUUGCAGAUUACAGCCCGGUGACUGGGUUCUGAUAAAGGUGCUCCAAAGGAAAAACUGGAGCGCACCCAGGUGGGAGGGACCACAUCAGGUUCUCCUCACCACGCCCACCGCUUGCAAAAUUGCGGAACGACCAUCCUGGAUCCAUCAGAGUCACUGCAGGCGAGUAAGUGAAGCCAUCUAAACUCAGUCGACACAGGCUCGCCCAAUUGUUGUGAUCUCGCCCGGUGGAGGGAACAGCCUUUCUGGCCGGGGGGUCUACUCACGACAGGAGGGUGUGUCCUGUUGUCAUGAGGUGGUGGCUCCUAAUAACUGCAGCGGCCCUGACCCUGGCCGGGCUCCUCAUCUUUGCUUCCGUGAGGGACAACAAGUCACGCUAUCUGAAGAAACGGCAGACACUGUAUGACAAAGGAAAGUACACCAAGUUUCCCCAUGGCUACGCCACUAACUUCUGGUGGCAGCUUAUGAACACUACAGCUCACCUGAAUAAUAAAACUGACUGCUAUGCAUGUACCCAUAUGCCCCUAUCCUCACAGACGUCUGGCCUGUGGCCGUACAGCAUACCUGAAGAUCGCAGUUGGUGCCUGUUGGGCCUGGCAACACAUCCAGGCUACGGUACUCUUUGGUCCAAGGCCAACUACAGCAUCCCAGCUAAAGCAACCUGGAGGUCAUCGUCACUCACGAAUGUGCACUGUUCCGGACAGACCUACCUACUGACCUGGCCCCAAGUCUCAGACCCACUGCCUGAUGUAAUUCUACUGAACAAACUGAACGCAUCACAACUGCCAGUAUGUGUGAUGAACAAUGGAUCGCGGGCAGUGGGGGAGCUGCCUACUCACCUAUGUAAGUACAUAUACACUUUCUGCCCACCGAGGAAUGAGAGGAAGUGUAUGGCCUGUUCAACCAACACAACCUGUGCCAGGAACGCGACGCUGAUGAGCCUCAACUGUCGCCCCGACUACAGCUACCGAAUGCCACUACAAACAAAGACUCAGUACCAGACAGGAUGUGCACGGACGGCACCCAGCAGUAGAGGAACCAGAGUUUUGGCUGACUGGUACUUCCUAUGUGGCAAUAAGGCUUAUCUGUCACUCCCUGAAGGUUGGGGGGGUCUGUGCGCCCUGGUGCAAUUAUCAGAUCACGUCUUCUUCAUGCAACGUGUUGCACAUCACCCAAGCCGCCGACAGAGACGUGAAGUGGACAUCGCCUCCCCCAAUUCUUUCGGCAUUACAGUGGACACUGGAGUGCCGGGAGAGUUUCGCAUCUGGGGAGGAGGAGCGAAAUUCUUACAGAGCUUGGUCCCCGGCAUUGGAGUUGCCGAGGUGCGGGAUCACGUGGAAAUCAACCGAUAUGCUCUGCUACGACACAUCAACUUAACUAAGGCCCUGGGAACGGCCUUAGCAGGAGAACAGCAGGCCAUCAGAACGAUGGUGCUGCAGAAUAGACUGACACUAGACCUGCUAACAGCAUCACAAGGAGGAGUUUGUAAGCUGAUCGGGGAGACAUGUUGCACUUUUAUCCCUGAUGGAUACGAAGCUGGAGGAGACAUUUAUGAAGCUUUGCAGAAUUUGACCGUUUUGCAACAAUAUGUCACUGACCACACACCUGGAGCAGCUACAGCACAAGGCUGGCUGGACUGGCUGUUCGGCGGUCCAUGGCUGGCUGCUGUAGCAAAACCGUUUGUCCUUCUAGGUCUCAUCAUGAUAGCACUGCUCAUAUUAGUGUUGUGUGUGUUGCCAUGUCUAAGAGUAAUGAUUUCAAAGAUGAUAACAACUACAAUGACUGCUUAUGUUGCCGUGCCUCAAGAAGAACAGCAUCCCGUUGCAAUUCUGUUAGAGGAACUUGUAAUAGCUGCUAAUAAAUGACGUGGUGAUUAAAAAUGACUUGUCAAGUGAUCAUGCACUGAUUAACACAUUAGUAGUUUAUACAGGUACAACAUAAGGUUUUCUUAUUCUUUUAUUUUUUUAUUUUUUGUAGUUUUAGUUUUAUUAUUUUUCUUCAUUAUUACUUUUAUAUUUUCUUUUACUGUGUCUUCCUUAAUUCUUUUAUUCUUUUAUUGUUUUAUUCUUUAGGCCACAUGAUUUACAUUUCUGCUUUGUUGACAUUUUGACCAUUAAAAAAUUGCUAAAGAUACUUAAUAAAUAACCUUCACAGACAAUUGUUGUAUACAUUUAAAAUAAGUUAAAACAGGAGGGAAUGUUAGUGGAAAAUGAUUCUAUGUUUCUUUACCUUCUUUUAAAUGUACAAAGAUGCCUUUUCUCUGCCCUUUGUCUAUGGUUAGAUUAGUUUAGAAUUAUCCUUUUAGACUUUCCCAGCGAAGACAUAUUGUUUUGGGACAUAUUGUUUUAGAUUGUUUUAUCUCUCACAGCUUUCUCCCAGCUCUCUGCUGACGAGACUAGCGCCACAUAUGGAGUUGUUUAUUUUAUCUGUUUAUUAUUUUCUUAUCCUGUUCUCACUGUCUUUCCUAUAAAAAGUGCCAAGCCUCUGUUCACGACGUGAGUUGUUCUCAGCAGCUCACCCGUGUACACGUUUAGCAAAGAAAGUAACUUUGUCUCAUUGUGUCUUUAUUUCUCCUGGGUUUUUUACAGAGUUUUCCCCCA